This is a messenger RNA of Pyrenophora tritici-repentis Pt-1C-BFP, 1472 nucleotides long. The record is from RefSeq and is a predicted model, not a curated record. Lineage: Eukaryota; Fungi; Ascomycota; Dothideomycetes; Pleosporales; Pleosporaceae.
AUUGACUCCUUCUCCCACCACCCACAACUUCUCUUCUCCCAUCCCAUAAACGCAAUCCACACCACUGCAACCAUGGGUUUCACCGACCUCGUUUCCGAAGCAGGCCUGACACUCCUGAACAACUUUGUCAAGACUCGCAGCUACAUUAUUGGCUACACCCCAUCGCAGGCCGAUGUCAAGGUCUUCCAGCAGAUCAAGGAGGUUCCCGCGCCAGAGAAGUACCCGUACGCAUGGCGCUGGUACAACCACAUGCUCACCUUCGAGGGCGAGUUUGACUCCCUUCCUGGUGACCCAACCAAGGAGUUCACUGCCUACGGCCCCGAGUCUUCAGAGCUCACCCUGAACCCCGCCAAGGCCCCUGAGAAGGAGGCUGAGGACGAAGACGACGACGAGGUCGACCUGUUCGGCAGCGACGACGAGGAGGAGGAUGCCGAGGCUGCCAGGAUCAAGGAGGAGCGUCUGGCCGAGUACAACAAGAAGAAGGCUGGCAAGACAAAGCCCGCUGCCAAGUCUAUCGUCACCCUCGACGUCAAGCCAUGGGACGACGAGACCAACAUGGAGGAGCUCAAGGCCAACGUUCUCGCUAUCGAGAAGGACGGUCUCGUCUGGGGUGGCUCUAAGCUUGUUGCCGUCGGUUUCGGUAUCAAGAAGCUCCAGCUUAACGUUGUCAUCGAGGACGAUAAGGUGUCGCUGGACGACCUCCAGGCACAGAUUGAGGAGGACGAGGACCACGUCCAGUCCACCGACGUUGUUGCCAUGCAAAAGUUGUAGAUGCGCCGCUGAUUGCAGGCCAUUUUAUGACCAUUUGACGAAGAGUAUGCACCAUCAUGACAGGCGGUUUGGCGGUGGUUAACGGUUUGACGUCUUUAUGAGCAGUCGCUAGGCGAUAACCAAAAUAACGACAUGGUAGAGAUACCACUUCCCACUGCGGGACCAACAACAACAACAACAACAACAAAAGUUGCUGCUUAUGUGCACCAGUGACAUAAAGUCAUCCUGCAAUACAGACGAGAGAAGUGUGCUCAGUAUGAGGAUUGAGUGGAUGACUGCAUGGUCAUAAACUGAUGUUGCUCUUUGUCUUUGUGUGCCGAGCAGACGUAGAGCCAGUCCCGAGCAGCCGGACGCGCGAGCGUGUUGUUUCAUGAGCCGCCUCUGAUGUUGGACAUGUGCCCUGAAGCGCGCCACAACGGAAAUUGCCAUGAAGCGAAAGUGUGUUGAGCAACGGCAUCCAACGGAUCAUGUGUUCGCGCUCAGCUCGCAUCCAUAGACGGUAAUGAUCGCUAUGAGGCUGAUAACAGCGGUACCACGCCGAUGAGAUGGGGAAUGGGCCGGGCUUUGAUUCUGCCGCUACCACUCAGCGAGCAACAAGCGGCACCGAAGUAUAUCACAAGCACUCCGCCCUGGGGGGCUGGAGGAGGAAAGAGGUAGGUAAGCGUCUUGGUUAGUGCUACAAUUGGAGACUUGCCCCACCA